AUGAAUACUGUUACUAUUUUUUUAACAAUUACCACAUCUCUCCUAAGUGUCAGUUUAUCAGCUGAUUUACCAAAUUGGCUAGGCACAUUUAAUAUAGAUAAUAGUUGUAAUCAAGCCGAAUGUUGCUGUUUAGAUGAAGAAGCAACGAUAGUAAAAAUUAAUGAAUCACAACUUUUAAUUACAGCUAAUGUUGCUGGUCUACCAUGUCAAGCACAACUCAAUGGAUCAACUACAGUAUCUGUUCCACUUCCAAUUCCUCAAGAUAAAAAUGGUUUUCAAAUAACAACAAGUUUUCUUGGUACUCUCAAUCGAUUUACUCUCAGUGCUGAUAGUCAAUAUAUUGCUCAUUCUAAUUUACAAUAUCCAAGAUGUAGUGGUAGCGCACAACGAGUAGUUAGUAAUUGGUUAGGAACAUUCAAUGUUGAUGAUAGUUGUGAUCAAAAUCAAUGUUGUUGUUUAUCUGAACAAGCAACAAUUACUAAAAUAAGUGAUACACAACUAUUAGUAUCAGCAUAUGUAGCUGGUGAACCAUGUCAAGCACAAUUGAAUGGUUCACGUACAAUUGAAGUACCAAUUCCAAUUCCAAAAGAUAAAAAUGGUUUUCAAAUAACAACAAUUUUUCUUGGUACUAUGAAUCGAUUUACAUUAACCUAUGAUAAUCAAUAUAUUGCCAAUGUUAAUUUACAAUAUCCAAGAUGCAGUGGUAUGGGAAGACGAAUGUAG
This is a messenger RNA of Rotaria sp. Silwood2, 723 nucleotides long. The record is from the annotation of a GenBank genome assembly. Lineage: Eukaryota; Metazoa; Rotifera; Eurotatoria; Philodinida; Philodinidae.